This is a messenger RNA of Fulvia fulva, 804 nucleotides long. RefSeq names its product tRNA 2'-phosphotransferase 1. Gene Ontology annotation, molecular function: tRNA 2'-phosphotransferase activity. The transcript has a single exon. The record is from RefSeq and is a predicted model, not a curated record. NCBI's taxonomy places the organism in Eukaryota, Fungi, Ascomycota, Dothideomycetes, Mycosphaerellales, Mycosphaerellaceae. Bases 1 to 804 code for a protein of 267 amino acids. Gene Ontology annotation, biological process: tRNA splicing, via endonucleolytic cleavage and ligation.
AUGCCAGGCAAAGGUGGCCGCGGACCCCUCGCACGAGACGUCCAAGUCUCCAAAAAGAUCGCAUGGCUCCUGCGUCACGGCGCCGAAAAAGAAGGCCUCGAACUCGGCCACGGAGGCUUCAUCGGUGUAUCUGACGUGCUCGCCAACAGGAACCUCAAACCUCUCAAAGUAACCUUUGACGAACUCCGAGCAAUCGUGCAGGACAACGACAAACAACGCUUCACAAUGGUCCUGGCGUCCUCGCUAGACAGCAACGCAGAGCCGAUCGGACAGACUGACUUCACAUCGAACAACCCCAAGGACUAUCUGAUCAGAGCGAACCAGGGUCACAGUCUCAAAGUCGAAAGUGAAGGGCUUCUGCAGCCCAUCACCGCGCAAAAUUUGCCAGAUGCAGCAAUACACGGCACAACACAUUCAGCAUGGCCUCAAAUUGUCGCAUCAGGAGGUCUGAAACCCAUGACCCGGAACCAUGUUCAUUUUGCUUCAGGACCACCGGCAGGCUUCAUAUCAAUCGUGGACAAGGAGACCACGGAAGAAGCAGCAGCGCCCGUCAUCUCUGGCAUGCGCAAAUCAUCGACCAUACUCGUCUACCUUGACAUCUCGAAAGCGAUGGAGGCAGGGAUCAAGUUCUGGCUGAGCGACAACGGGGUGAUUCUGAGUGAAGGGAAUGCCGAUGGGAUUCUGCCGUUAGAGUACUUCAAGCUGGUGGAGGACAGAACUGGAGAAGGGGUGCUGGUGCAGGAUGGCAACGUGGUGAAGGAAGCCCCUGCAUCGUGGACGGGGAAGAACAGUGGUAGGAAAUGA